Cajanus cajan (pigeon pea) is the source of this 1085-nucleotide messenger RNA. RefSeq names its product NEP1-interacting protein 1. The record is from RefSeq and is a predicted model, not a curated record. Lineage: Eukaryota; Viridiplantae; Streptophyta; Magnoliopsida; Fabales; Fabaceae.
CAUUUUCUCUCUUGUCUUACACACUAAGUAUUUAUGGGAUGGAAGGGAUAAAGCUUGUUAUCUUCAUCCUCUUCUAUAAAUUACCAAUAUUUCAUUUUAUAUACUCUUGCUUAAACCCAAAUCUGUCACAUAGAACAAACAGCACUAGAAUUUCUAGGAUACCCAGAUGGACUUUGUGCCAAAUCAAUGCCCUAUGAAGGGUUCCUUGAGGAAUUUCGUUGAGAGGGUCAAAAGGGUUGGUACUCUCUCCGUCUCUACCAUCAUUGGGAACAUCCUCUCUGCGAUCUUGACCUUCUGCUUUGCAUUAGUGGGAACUUUGUUGGGGGGCAUGACUGGAGCCUUUAUUGGUCAAGAGACAGAGAGUGGCUUCAUUCGAGGGGCAGCUAUUGGUGCCAUAUCAGGAGCUGUUUUCUCCAUUGAAGUGUUGGAAUCUUCUCUUGUUCUUUGGAAAUCUGAUGAAUCUGGAAUUGGGUGUGUUUUAUACCUGAUUGAUGUUAUUGCUAGCUUAUUGAGUGGAAGACUAGUGCGUGAAAGGAUAGGUCCAGCCAUGUUGAGUGCUGUCCAAAGUCAGAUGGGUGCUGUUGAAAUGAGCUUUGAUGACGUUCAAAACAUCUUUGACAUUGGUGGCUCCAAAGGUUUGUCGGGAGAUUCAGUUGAGAAGAUCCCAAAGACCACAAUUACAAGUGACAAAAAUGUUGAUGCUUCUGGGGAGAGAGUUUCAUGUUCAGUUUGCCUCCAGGACUUUCAGCUUGGGGAGAUAGUUAGAAAUUUGCCUUAUUGUCAUCACAUGUUUCACCUACCUUGCAUUGAUAAGUGGCUGAUCAAGCAUGGUUCGUGCCCAUUAUGCAGAAGAGAUCUUUAAUUUUGUAUAUGCAAAAAUUGCAAAGUAUAACUAUAAACCGUAAAAAUGGCUAGCUUUUUUCAUUUUUUAUAUGUAAGGGAAUUUACUUUUAUUAGGAUGUGUAAUAUGGUUAACAUUAGCAGGAACUAGGAACCAACCAUUCCAUGCCAUUCAUGAGUGGCAUCAUUGUAAUAAGUUACUAGAAAGAAAUUUUUGACUUAAAUCAGCUGUUAUUUAUUGUAUA